AUGGCUAACUCCUUUGCUACUAGCUUCUGGACUGAGGACUACAUUACAGGCAUCAAUGUUUUAUUUGAGAAGCUGUAUCAGGGUUGUUACGAGUGCGACGAGUUCGUGUCUCUGUUCCAGACGAGAAUGACUGCAGAGGCCAAUCAUGGAAGCAAGCUACUGCAAAUUCCCAACACAGUCUCUUUGAAUUCCCUUGGAUUUGGAAGGGACGAUGGUGCAUCUCUCAAAGCUUCAUUCGUUAGUAUUCAAGAACAAAUGAAAACUGAGGGAAAAUAUCAUCUCCAGGUUGCAGAGCGAAUACAGUCUGAAGUUAUUGAUCGCUUUAGCAAAUGGAGUUCAGAUCACUCUCAACGUGUCAGAUAUAGUCAAAAGACUUUAGAUGCCAAAGUUACCAAAUAUGUUAAAAAUAAACAAAAUGUCGAUAAGAUUCAGAAGAAAUACUUUAACAAGUGUCGAAUCUUAGAAGACGUCAAAUCUGAAUUGGGCAAUGUUGAUUUUGAAGAAUUCCUAAAAGAUAUGACUCAGGUUGAGGUCAACGAAGCUUCAAAUGAUGGUAGUCCUGUGAUCCUUGCAGGCUACGAGUACAAGUACUCUGAUUUUUUGGAGAUGCUUAGUAAACUUCUGAGUGAAAUUCCCAAGAGACCUUUCAAAAGAUAUUUGGUGAAUUAUGAUUUCUGUUCCACGGGCUCUGAAGUUUCAUCAUGGGUACAAUUGAAUAUUGGAAUUGCUGAUAUUGCCAAAAUUGAAAAGUUCGGUCAAGAUUUAAUCAAUCUUGGAUACAUAAGAGCUAUUGAUAGUGGAAGUUUUGCUAUAGGAUCUCAAUUACAUUAUCAGUGGAGACCUGAAGCAUUCAAAGAGGCUAACUUAGAGAUGGCCUAUCCCCAGGACAGUUUUCAAUUUUCUCAAGAGGCCAAUAGAAACAACUUAACUAAUUAUUUUGGUGAAGUCAAAGAAUUGGUCUCAGGUGUCAGCAACGUGGAUAUUAAUGACAAAUCAACUAUAAGAAAACUUGUCAGGGAGUGUGAUGAAUUGGAUAAGCUUUAUCUUAAGGAAGUUUUGAAUCUGGAUGAAGAAAGGUGUAAGCUGGAGGUUACUAUCACUGAUCAUCUUCAAUUUAUGGAGAAGUGUGAACUUGACCGAUUGAGAGCUCUAAAAAAGGCAACACAGGAUUUCUUGGUAUGCCUCUUCAAUCAAGCUGCUACUCCUAGUCAGGCAGACUAUUUAAUUAAACUUGAUUCAGUUUUCACAGGGUUAACAGUGGCUGAGGAAAAUAUGCAACCUGAGAAAGACUUGAAUUUUGUGUUAGAGAAUUACCAGACUGGAUAUUACAGACCACGAUCUCUGGUUUAUGACAAUUUCCAGUCUUCGAAAAAUAAACAGAUCUUCGGAGUGGAAUUGAGUAUCAGAUGCCGGAUGGAAAGAAAAAUUGUUCCGUUGAUAGUGUCUUCAAUUUUGACUCAUAUGGACCAUAGUUAUGGACUUAUGGAAAAUGAUGACGUCAGAUUGAGUUGCUGGACAAGCCCAGUUCAGCUCACGAUGACACACGAACUUAGAAAGCGUAUCAACCAUAUCCUAUUGGAUAGUGACAGUGCUCUAAAUGGGGAUUCAAAAAGCUAUGAAAAAAUUCUGGCCGAAUAUGAUGCUCCUGUCGUUACAAAUGUCUUGAAGCUGUAUUUAUUGGAACUACCUGAUUCUUUGGUAACAGGUGACUACUAUGACUCUAUAAAGUCUCUGUAUAACCAAUUUGGUUCCGCUGACCAAACAAACGAGAGAAUUAACGGACUAGUGAGUUUCCUGACCAGUCUUCCAACUAAUAACAUUGCGACACUAGAUGCAAUCCUAACUCACUUUAAUAGAAUAAUUGAAACGGUCAAGCAGAACAAGACAGAAGACCCGGCAUUACAACAGAGACAUAUCAAUGACUUCAAGGAGAAGAUUUCUCAUGAAUUCUCUACCUUGGUUCUCAGACCAAAGUUCAACUCCGGUCAUAGCACAGGGCUUAAUGACAAACAUUGUUACAAAUUGGUUCUUGAUUUGUUAAACAACAAGCAAGAAAUAUUUGGUAAGGUCAAGAAGCAGGUUUCUUCAGCCAAAAGGAGUACCUCUUUGAGUCCAGCUUCUUCUGUUCCUCCAACAUCAGUCGCUAAGAAAGCAGUUAAUGAACUGAAGCGCAUAGACACUAGUUCCAGAUCUGUUGAGAACCGACUACACAACAUUGUGACUAGAAAAGUAUCUAGUUCUGAGGGUGAAUCUGCACCGGACCGUGCCAACGGACUCGGCCCCACAACUUCUGUACUAGCUGAAUAA
Molecule: messenger RNA, 2307 nt
Organism: Komagataella phaffii GS115
Lineage: Eukaryota; Fungi; Ascomycota; Pichiomycetes; Pichiales; Pichiaceae
Product: GTPase-activating protein (RhoGAP) for Cdc42p and Rho5p
Exons: 1
Coding region: 1-2307 (768 amino acids)
Biological process (GO): cytoskeleton organization; small GTPase-mediated signal transduction
Cellular component (GO): division septum; plasma membrane; cell division site
Molecular function (GO): GTPase activator activity
Source: RefSeq, a predicted model, not a curated record